AUGCCCCCCCUCACAUGUGCUGUGCGAGGAGGUGUAAUGCAAGUAAAUAAGAGAGGACACCCGCAGGCUAUUUUACAGCACUCUGUGAUUACAUUUGGAUCUCCCCAUGGACGGGCCAACAGUAUUCCCUUCAACGCCCUCAUUGAGGGUUCGCGUACGGGUGAAGAACGGGUAGUGAACAUGGAUGAUAAUAAACGACAGAGAAACCGUGAUGCGGAGGCUAUUACCCCUGCAACUGGAACAACAACUAAUAGUUCAGCAACCACAAGUAGUGCAGAUAGUGCAGAUCGAAAGAAAUUAUUACAAGUAAACGCAGAACUGGAGCGAACACUGGAGAAACUGCGGCAAAAAACACGGGAGGAGAUGAAGGUGCGACGCAAAUUAUCUGUAGCACGAUUAAAGUUGGAAGAGGAAGUUGACCGUCGAGUUCUUUUAGGCGAUGGUCUACUCGACUUAAUACGAAUGGAACGUACAUUUGUGCAAGAACAGAAUUCACAUUUUAUGAAGUUACUCCAAAAAGUAAUUUUAGAACGUGAUAAUGCUUUUCAAACAAUAAAGCAACAAAAGAUUCAGAAAGAAUCGCAGGAUGCGAUGCAAAUUGAAAUUAAUAAUCUACGUGAAGAAAAUAAAGCGCUUAGGCAGCAAUUUGAAACCCUUAGUGCGUCAAAGACAACGUUAGAAGAAUCAGAAAAGAAACUGCGUGAAGAAAAUAAGAGGAAUGAGAGUCAAUUUUUAAACAAGAUACGUACAUUGGAAUCUGAGUUAAUGCAUACUCAAGCAGAACUACAAAAAGUUAAAAAAGAUCUCUCAGAUGCACAAAAAACCACAGAAGCUUCUGAAGCUUUAAUACAACAAGUUCGACUUUUUGUGCAGAUGGUGUGUCAACCAAACUUUUAUGUCGUCAAGGAUAGAUCUCUUCAACCUGUAGAUAAGAACAGACCGGACCCAACGGGAUUUGUGUUAGUGCCGUUAACAGUUCUUCUACAGGGGUACACACUUCUCUCACCAAGUGAUCGGCAAAAUCUAAUAGAGUGCUAUCAGGCGCAACUAUGA
This is a messenger RNA of Trypanosoma theileri, 1053 nucleotides long. RefSeq lists its product as uncharacterized. Bases 1 to 1053 code for a protein of 350 amino acids. The record is from RefSeq and is a predicted model, not a curated record. The transcript has a single exon. NCBI's taxonomy places the organism in Eukaryota, Euglenozoa, Kinetoplastea, Trypanosomatida, Trypanosomatidae.